AUGCAUGCAGAGGGGAGAGAGGGUGGCGCUCGGAGAGAGAGAAUAUACGGUGGCCGGCGGAGCGUCACCUACUGCGAAACCGCGUUCAGAUGCCCGAGCGGGGCAGGCAACGGGACGAAGAUAAACUCUAGUUGACUUUCCCUCUCCUCUACUGAGACCCCUGGAAAGUCACGGAUAUUAGUUCCACAAAAACAAUAAAAUAUACCGACUCCAGGAAAUCGGUAAUUCCCAAAAUAGGAAAUUUCGAGGAAGUUCUUCCUAAAUAUCAGCUUCUGAUUUAGUUUGUCGGAAGGGUUGGUGUUUGCUCUACGGUUCCAUAUCGAGAGCCCAGUAAAGAGGGGGGAAAUUAUGUGGGACGGUCAACCAACCCACUUGCCCCAUUGGGAGCUGACUCGUGGCCGCAGUGUAUUAGCUAUAUGAUACGUGACCAAUAAGGUUGCGACGUCCACGCUGGUUGACUACUUUUUUUUUACUAUGAUACGUAAUUUCAAACGGGGUGGACCUGGACAUGGAGCACGAUUUUUAUUUCGCCGUACGAAAAAUAGCCCGUACGGACGCGUCACUCGUGCCCCCCAGCCCCGCUCGCACGGCAGCCGCCUCUCGUGGGGCCCGGCGGGGAAAGACCGACAGACCCAGGGACUAAAGAAAGGUAGGCAGAAGGGGAUCAACAAGAAAACUCGGGGUACGUUUGACCUUCUUUCUGUCCUCAAAUUCUCUUUCUCUCUCUCUCUCCCUCUCUCUCUCCUCAACGAGAGGAAAUCCUCCUGGUCGAUGUAUGACCUUCUUUCUGCCCUCACCAGCUCUAGCUCUCUCUCUCUCUCUCUGUGUCAACCGGAGGAACUCCUCGUGGCUCGUGUUUGACCUUCUUUCUGUCCUUCCUAGCUCUAGCUCUCUCUCUCUCUCUCUCUCUCACACACACACACACACACACACACAACAGGAGGAAAUCCUCGUAGCUCGUGUUUGACCUUCUUUCUGCAUUCACCAGCUCUCUGUCUAUCUGUCUGUCUGUCUCUUUCUCUCUCUCUCUAUACAGGAGGAAAUCCUCGUGGCCCCUGUUUGAUCUUCUUUCUGCACUGACCAGCUCUCCUUCUCUCUGUUUGUCUGUCUGUCUGUCUGUCUCUCUCAAUAGGAGGUGAGGCGUCUGGUGUCACCGACCAAAUAAGAGCAAGACCGUCGGUUAGUUGAGGAGGCGGACAGAGUUGAAUGAGCUGGGUGACUUACUAAAAUCGCAUUACGCGGUAUGUAUCCGACUGUGAUUAAUACUGGUUAGCUGAAGAAUAAAAUAAUCAAAAGAAGGGGAAAUGAGAGGUGAUGAAUGAGGAGAAUAGAAAUCACUGGCAAGGAGGGUUGUGGAAGAUGUUCGAGGACACCAGCUGUUCUCCAACGUGACCGCCAGCUGUUCUCUUUCCCCCAUUAAUUCUUUUUAGUGA
Molecule: messenger RNA, 1433 nt
Organism: Spirodela intermedia
Lineage: Eukaryota; Viridiplantae; Streptophyta; Magnoliopsida; Alismatales; Araceae
Source: the annotation of a GenBank genome assembly